AUGGUCCAGCUGCAAGAUGAUAGGGAAGACGUAAUGCUGGUCAGCUGCAUGAUUAUGGGCGAGCUUGCUGCCAACAACGUCGACCAGCGUCUCUUCUGGCCCAGCCAGGUUGAGGGAACUCGAUUCGUUCGAGAAGAUCUCCAAGAGUGGAUGGUUGGUCUGCAGAGCGUUCUUGACGGUUUCUCAGAAUCUCAAGCCUCGCAGGCAAGUAUCUUUUACCCCCGUGGGAUUCAAGCCGGCCAGGAUUUAUAUUUUGACGAACAGCAUGGACGGCUCCUGAUGCUGAUCGAAGACCGCUUGACUGUCGUCAUUGCUCCUCCAGCCGCCCCCCACACCUUUUACGUGGAUAUUCCCUAUGAAAAUAUCCGUGAAGCGACACUCUCAUCCGAGUGCGAGCUACGUCUAGACUUGGUCAGCGCCAGUGGCCCUUGGACAUACGUUGUCAACGCGAAGUCGUACGAGACAAAAUCGAUCUCGGUGGAGCUCGCCGUAGCCGCCGACGCGAAGCACGUCACGACCGAGAUCCAACAAAGGAGCUCGACAUCUACUCUUUUCCAGGAGAGAGUCCAGAGCCGGCACUCGAACCGGAACACUCUCGGAAACGGAAGGGCAAAGGUGACGGCGGAACUGUUCAAUUUCGAGAACCUAAGUCGAUUGAGACUGCCCCCCGAGGAAGAAAGCGCCAACAAAGCCGGAGGAAGAAAGGUGAAGAGGGCAAAUGUGGUCACAGUGACGACGAGUUUCAGCCGGGAAAGCAGCAGAAGGUUGAUCGCACGACAUCAGUCAGAGUCACAAGAGCAUCGGAGGCCCAUAGAUUACACGCCAAGGGACCUCACAAUCAAGCUACAGAACUGA
Molecule: messenger RNA, 855 nt
Organism: Lasiodiplodia theobromae
Lineage: Eukaryota; Fungi; Ascomycota; Dothideomycetes; Botryosphaeriales; Botryosphaeriaceae
Product: Regulator of microtubule dynamics protein 2
Exons: 3
Coding region: 1-855 (284 amino acids)
Source: RefSeq, a predicted model, not a curated record